This is a messenger RNA of Knipowitschia caucasica, 342 nucleotides long. The record is from the annotation of a GenBank genome assembly. NCBI's taxonomy places the organism in Eukaryota, Metazoa, Chordata, Actinopteri, Gobiiformes, Gobiidae.
AUGAUAAGCACUGGUCAGUCCUUGUUCCCCAACCACCCUGUGAUAAGCAAUGGUCAGUCCCUGUUCCCCUGCCACCCUGUGAAAAGCAAUGAUCAGUCCCUGUUCCCCUGCCACCCUGUGAUAAGCAAUGGUCAGUCCCUGUUCCCCUGCCACCCUGUGAUAAGCAAUGGUCAGUCCCUGUUCCCCUGCCACCCUUUGAUAAGCAAUGGUCAGUCCCUGUUCCCCUGCCACCCUGUGAUAAGCAAUGGUCAGUCCUUGUUCCCCUGCCACCCUGUGAUAAGCAAUGGUCAGUCCCUGUUCCCCUGCCACCCUGUGAAAAGCAGUACCUUCCUGCAGCUCUGA